Molecule: messenger RNA, 1306 nt
Organism: Lactuca virosa
Lineage: Eukaryota; Viridiplantae; Streptophyta; Magnoliopsida; Asterales; Asteraceae
Source: the annotation of a GenBank genome assembly
GUCCCUUCUUUUCGUUGUACACUUUUGACAUCUAAUUUUAGGGGUUGUCGACUUUCUCCCCUAUUUAUGGUGAUUUACAAUUUCAGCACAUAUUUUUUAAAGUUGGCCAAUUUUUUCCAUAUUACCCCAAAAGCGGUGUAGCCACGGGUUCUUUACUAGUUUAUUAUUAACAAAGCAUGUUUUUGGAGAUUACUCAUUUUUUUUUCCAAGGUAACUUCCUCCAUAUUUUAACAGAGCGCGCUUUCAGCUUCCAUUGUCGUCUCGAUCCUUCUAGAUCUUCUUCGCUGCCGUGUCAUUAGACACUAGCUCGCAGAUUCACUAAACUACUAAAGCGAACAUUCAAAUUACUUUUUCGUUUGAUCCCAUCAAAUAAAACCUCCAGAAUCUUGACGCAACACAGAGAGAUCAAGAAACGAUGUUCGGAGUCGUGUUCCCAAAUCGUAGUUUCCCGAUGGACAUCUCUACUUUUACCCAAAUCGACACCUUUCACUGGCUCCUAGACAUGAACACAUUCGUUGGUGAGGCGUAUGAUUCAAUCCGCGAAGUCUGCAUCUUUCUUCUCAAUAAUUUCACUCUUCCACCCGACAAAGCCCUAGCUGUGUACAUCCAAUCACCUGGGUCCCCUUUCCAAUUCGUCGGCGCAGUAACCCUAGCCCGCCCUUCCGCCGUCCUCUCCCUCCCCUGGCCUGAUCCAGGCGGAGAAGGACUUCACAAACAGCUCACCGCCCCCGACGCCGCCCCUCUCUCAGCCAAAAUCGGCGUUUCCGUUGAAGACCUGGCCUCUCUCCCAUCACUUGAUGUGGCAGCGGAGAAAAGGAUUGAGCGGCUGGCUAUGAAGGUUGGGGAAAAUUUGUUUAAUUUUAUGCAAUCGUUUUGUGGAGUUGAUGGGAGCAAAUUGGUGGUGCCAAUGGAUAUAUUGGAUCGGUGGUUUAAAAAGUUUCAAGAACGGGCGAAACGAGAUCCUGAGUACUUGAAGGGAUUUGCUUUGUAGUGUGAAUUAAGGUUCUAAAUAACGUAAGGCGUGACUUGGCGGCAAUCUCAAGCCUCAUGCUUUUCCGAGCCUUGGCGAGCCACGUCGUUUGUAAGGCGUGACUUAAGGCGGCAAUUUUGUAUAUAAUUCAUAUUUUUAUAUGUAUUUUCUACUAUUAUUCAUUUUUAUACACAUAUACAAGUCAAGGCGGCGUUUUGGUAAAGCUUGGCGGCACAUACAAGCCUUGGAGGCAUGGCGCGUCAUGACGGAGCCAUGACGAGCUUUUUAGAACCUUGGUUUUGAUUGAACAUGCAUUCUGUGUGUAUAGUUGAGGCG